This is a messenger RNA of Aspergillus aculeatus ATCC 16872, 507 nucleotides long. RefSeq names its product 40S ribosomal protein eS19. Gene Ontology annotation, biological process: ribosomal small subunit assembly; translation. The record is from RefSeq and is a predicted model, not a curated record. Gene Ontology annotation, cellular component: ribosome; cytosolic small ribosomal subunit. Gene Ontology annotation, molecular function: structural constituent of ribosome; RNA binding. Lineage: Eukaryota; Fungi; Ascomycota; Eurotiomycetes; Eurotiales; Aspergillaceae. The coding region runs from base 1 to 507 and encodes 168 amino acids. The transcript is spliced from 3 exons.
AUGUCGCACGAACAACGACAGGCUUCGCUGCAACGAGUGAUGCUUGAGAAGACCUAUAAGAACGGGUCGGCUAACGAGUCUUUGACCAUACAGGCGCAGAAGUUCAUCGCUGCCUACUCUGCGUUCUUGAAGCGUCAGGGAAAGCUCCCCAUUCCUGGAUGGGUUGACACUGUCAAGACCUCCGCCUCCAACGAGCUCCCUCCCCAGGAUGCCGACUGGUACUACGUCCGCGCCGCUGCCGUCGCCCGUCACAUCUACAUGCGCAAGACCGUCGGUGUUGGCCGCCUCCGCAAGGUCCACGGUUCCGUCAAGAACCGUGGUUCCCGCCCCAACCACCACGUCGAUGCCUCCGGCUCCGUUGACCGCAAGAUCCUCCAGUCCCUCGAGAAGAUCGGUGUCCUCGAGACCGAUGAGGAGAAGGGUGGCCGCCGCAUCACCCAGAGCGGCCAGCGUGAUCUUGACCGUAUCGCCAAGACCACCGUUGACGAGGAGGAGGACGACGAGUAA